Schistocerca cancellata (South American locust) is the source of this 1425-nucleotide messenger RNA. Its product is annotated as lachesin-like. Gene Ontology annotation, cellular component: neuron projection. The transcript has 10 exons. The record is from RefSeq and is a predicted model, not a curated record. The coding region runs from base 1 to 1425 and encodes 474 amino acids. Lineage: Eukaryota; Metazoa; Arthropoda; Insecta; Orthoptera; Acrididae.
AUGGGCGGCGCGCUGGGCGGCAAUAUUUCACGGGGGCGGACCGCCCCUGACAGCCUCCGGGGGCCGCACCGCCCGCCUCCCGGGGGCCCUCCGCCGCUCCUCAGCGCUCCCAACAUGAGUAGACAUCGUUUACGUGAUAGUUCCAUUGCAAGAGUGCUAGAAGAAGUUUUGAACAAAUCAGAUUUAGAGGAAAGUGAAGUGGAUGAUGAUGUGGAAGAAAUUAGAACUGAUUCAUCGUCUGAGAAUGAAGAUGAAGUUGAAGCCAAUCCACCAGAUGAUAAUAAUACGGAAUGUGAUAAAUUCAUUGCAAAAAGUGGACGAGAGUAUAUUACGAAGCCAUCUCGACAAUAUCGGCGUUCUUGGAUCUCGGGUCGCACAGUGGCUUACACCCGCCUCUCACCUGUUGCAGUGCCGGACACGUGGUCCCCACCCCGGCUGGUGCCACCAGAGCCAGAGUUCUUGGCGCCCGUUGGUAACCUGACCGCACCUGUUGGCAAGGAGGUCAUCCUCAGCUGCGUCGUGGACCACCUGGGCAAGUACAAGGUGGGCUGGUUGCGCUCUGAAGACCAGACCGUGCUUACAAUGCACGACAAGGUGGUGACACACAACUCGCGGGUCGGAGUCUCGCACGACCAGCUCCGAACGUGGCGGCUGCACGUGCGCCAGCUGAAGGAGUCGGACCGCGGCUGCUACACCUGCCAGAUCAACACGAGCGUCAUGAAGCAGCAGACCGGCUGCAUCGACGUGCACGUCCCACCGGACAUCUUGAUUGAAGAGACGAGCGGCGACAUGGCGGUCACCGAGGGUGAAAACGCCACCUUGCGCUGCCGGGCCUCAGGGCGGCCAACCCCUCGGAUAUCGUGGCGCCGGGAGGACGGCGAGCACAUAAUGCUACGGCUGGGAGCCCGAAACCUCACGCAAGUGGAGACGUACGUGGGCAACGACCUGCACCUGUGGCGGCUGGACCGUCGCCAGAUGGCGGCCUACCUGUGCAUCGCCUCCAACGACGUGCCGCCCAGCGUCAGCAGAAGAAUCGUGCUCAGCGUCAACUUUGCUCCAUCGGUGAAGGUCCCAAACCAACUGCUCGGGGCACCCCUGGGCACCGACGUGCAGAUGGAAUGUUAUGUGGAGGCCUUCCCCAACACCAUCAACUACUGGGUCAAGAACAGGGGAGAGAUGCUGCUCGACGGGCCGAAGUACGUGGUGCGCGAGAGCCGGGUCUCCUACAAGGUGUACAUGUGGCUGGUGGUGAGGCGCUUCAGCCGCAGUGACGUCGGCACCUACAACUGCGUCGCCACCAACUCGCUGGGCCGGGGAGAGGGCACUCUGCGACUCUACGAGAUAAAACUGCACUCUGGAACAGUACGUGAUUCGACGGACAACCAACUCGCCGUUGUUGGAGACGAAAAGGCUUUCCGUAGAUAA